Molecule: messenger RNA, 5003 nt
Organism: Lepisosteus oculatus (spotted gar)
Lineage: Eukaryota; Metazoa; Chordata; Actinopteri; Semionotiformes; Lepisosteidae
Gene: sema5a
Product: sema domain, seven thrombospondin repeats (type 1 and type 1-like), transmembrane domain (TM) and short cytoplasmic domain, (semaphorin) 5A
Biological process (GO): semaphorin-plexin signaling pathway; axon guidance; neural crest cell migration
Molecular function (GO): chemorepellent activity; semaphorin receptor binding
Source: RefSeq, a predicted model, not a curated record
UGUUUCAAAGAGUAAGUGAAGGAGAUUCAGAAAUAGAGAUAUUUGAGUACAGGGGGAGGCAGCGAGAGCGAUAGAAGAGAUCACGGAGGGGGGAAAUAAAAGCGGAGACUGACUCCCUGGACUGCGUUUUUGAGGAAAGCGCAGAUACAUAAACUGGGAUUACUGCAACUUUUCAUUGAGCGCGUCUGCGACGACUGAGCCUAGCGGUUUAACUUGAUGACUCGCUGCAUCGUCCCAGCUAGAUGAACUGGAGUAGUUGGACACCUCACUUGGUCUCCUCUGCAGAUGCGCAGCGCCCCGUCCGGCCGCCUGAGGAGAAGUGAGCAGCGCCAGCACACCCAUGGCUCUGGCCACAGGAGGCGGCCCGGCCAGGCAUCUUCUGUCCCUACAGGGGCUGCUGCUCCUCCUGUGCAGCAGGGCAGCCGGCUGGACCCAGGAUCCCCAGUGCCUCAGGGCCGAGCACCCGGUCAUCGCAUUCGCAGACAUACAGCCCUGGAUUCACACGUUCAGGACAGAAGAUACAGUGGAUUACUCACAGUUAACCUUUGAUCCUGGCCAGAAUGAGCUCAUUGUUGGAGCAAGGAAUCACCUCUUCAGGCUUCGGCUGGAGGACCUGUCGUUGAUCCAGGGGGCUGAGUGGCAGUGCGAUGAGUUUACGAAGAGGGCAUGCUUCAGUAAAGGGAAGUCUGAGGACGAGUGCCAGAAUUACGUCCGUGUGCUUCUGGUUAAUGGAGGCUGGCUCUUCACCUGUGGAACGAACGCAUUCACUCCCAUUUGCACCAAUCGCACGCUGACCAACCUGACGGAAGUCCACGAUCAGAUCAGUGGCAUGGCGCGCUGCCCCCACAACCCCCUGCACAACUCCACCGCUCUGAUCACCUCCAGCGGCGAGCUGUACGCCGCCACAGCCAUGGACUUCCCCGGGAGAGACCCUGCCAUCUACCGCAGCCUGGGAACUCUGCCUCCUCUCCGCACCGCGCAGUACAACUCCAAGUGGCUCAAUGAGCCCAACUUCGUGUCCUCUUACGAUAUCGGGAAUUUCACCUAUUUCUUCUUCCGGGAGAACGCGGUGGAGCACGACUGUGGGAAGACCAUUUUCUCGCGGGCAGCGCGGGUGUGCAAGAACGACGUGGGGGGCCGCUUCCUGCUGGAGGACACCUGGACCACCUUCAUGAAGGCGCGGCUGAACUGCUCACGGCCGGGAGAGAUCCCCUUCUACUACAACGAGCUGCAGGGCACCUUCCUCCUGCCUGAGCUGGACCUCAUCUACGGCAUCUUCACCACUAAUGUGAACAGCAUCGCUGCCUCAGCGGUCUGCGUCUUCAACCUCAGCGCCGUGACCCAGGCGUUCAGUGGCCCGUUCAAAUACCAGGAGAACUCCAGGUCCGCUUGGCUGCCCUACCCCAACCCCAACCCCGACUUCCAGUGUGGCACUAUAGACUUCGGAUCGAACGGGAACCUGACGGAGAGGAACCUGCAGGAUGCGCAGAAGUUCAUUCUGAUGCACGAGGUGGUGCAGCCAGCGGCUCCCGUCCCCUACUUCAUGGAGGACAACGUCCGCUUCUCACACAUCGUGGUGGAUGUGGUGCAGGGCAAGGACAUGCUGUUCCACAUCGUCUACCUCGCUACAGACUACGGAACAAUCAAGAAAGUGCUCUCUCCCAUGAACCAGUCAAGCAGCAGCUGUUUGCUGGACGAAAUCGAACUUUUCCCCCCCAGCAAGAGGCAGCCGAUCCGAAGCCUCUUGAUUCUGCACAGUCAGAGUGUUCUGUUUGUGGGCCUCAGGGACCGGGUGGUGAAGAUCCCACUGAUGCGCUGCAGCAUCCACAGGACACAGGAGGGCUGCGUGGGGGCCAGAGACCCGUACUGCGGCUGGGACCUGGUGCUGAAGAGGUGCACAGCCCUGGAGGAGAGCCUCAGCAUGAGCCAGUGGGAGCAGAGCAUCACCGAGUGUCCUACGAAGAAUGUGACCGUGGACGGAGGAUUUGGGCCCUGGUCGCCGUGGAAGCCGUGCAGCCACAGCGAUGGGGGCAGCGUGGGCCCCUGUCUGUGCAGAGCCAGGUCCUGCGACAGCCCCAGCCCGCAGUGCGGGGGCCGGGCCUGCGAGGGCUCGAGUGUGGAAGUCACCAACUGCUCCAGGAAUGGGGGCUGGACUCCGUGGUCGGCGUGGUCCCACUGCAGCACCAGCUGUGGGAUUGGCUUCCAGGUCCGGCAGCGCUCCUGCAGUAACCCGGCACCCCGCCAUGGAGGGAGAGUGUGCGUGGGACAGAACCGAGAGGAGAGAUACUGUAACGAGCACCUGCCCUGCCCACCGCAUGUGUACUGGUCCAGCUGGGGGCCCUGGGAGCGCUGCACUGCGCCGUGCGGAGGGGGGGUGCAGGCGCGGCGGCGCACCUGCGAGAAAGGGAAGGACUGUCCAGGCUGCAGCUUGGAGUACCAGUCCUGCAACACCCUCUCCUGCCCCGAGAUGAAGAAAACAACGCCCUGGACGCCUUGGGCACCCGUCAACAUUUCGGACAAUGGGGGCCACUAUGAGCAGCGCUUCAGGUACACCUGCAAGGCACGAGUGCCCGAGCUCAGCCUGCUGGAAGUGGGGCGCCAGCGGAUCGAGAUGCGCUACUGCUCCAGCGAUGGCUCGACGGGCUGCUCCACCGACGGAGACCUGCUGCGCUCCGGGCGGUUCACAGCCCACACUGUCAACGGAGGCUGGUCCUCGUGGACCCCAUGGUCCCAGUGCAGCCGCGACUGCAGCCGCGGGAUUCGCAGUCGGAAACGCGUGUGCAACAGCCCUGAGCCCAGAUAUGGCGGCAUGCCCUGCCUGGGGCCUUCUCUGGAGUACCAGGAGUGCAACAUCACUCCCUGCCCAGUGGAUGGGAGCUGGUCCUGCUGGUCGCCCUGGUCCAAGUGCUCAGUCACCUGCGGGGGGGGGCACUACAUGCGCACUCGCACCUGCACCAGCCCCCCCCCAGCCUUUGGGGGGGACAUCUGCCUGGGGCUGCACACGGAGGAGGCCCUCUGCAACACCCAGCCCUGCCCAGAGAGCUGGUCCGAGUGGUCCCGGUGGUCCGACUGCGACUCUUCCGGAACGCAGCUCCGCGUCCGUCGCUGCGAUGUGCUCUUCCCGACUGGAAAGCAGUGUUGGGGUAACAACACCGAGGCCAGGGCUUGCCUGUCCGACUCCAACCUCAUACCAGAAAUCUCUAUAGCGCGAUCAAGCCGAGAAGAGAGACGCUGUGGAGAUUUUAACCUGUUCCACAUGAUUGCCGUGGGUCUGAGUAGCUCGAUACUGGGCUGUCUGAUCACUUUGCUGGUGUACACGUACUGCCAGAGGUACCAGCAGCAGUCUCACGACGCUACUGUCGUCCACCCCAUCUCAGCGGCGCCUCUCAACACCAGCAUCACAAACCACAUCAACAAGCUGGAUAAAUAUGAUUCUGUGGAAGCCAUUAAGGCUUUCAAUAAAAAUAACCUUAUCUUGGAGGAAAGAAACAAAUAUUUCCAGCCUCACCUUGCUGGGAAGACUUACACUAAUGCCUAUUUCACAGAUCUCAACACCUAUGAUGACUAUUAAAGGGAGCUGUGUUGUGGGAUAGAGCACUUUUCUUCUCUCAGAUCCCCUGUGUUGAGUGAAUCUGUCUUUUUGCUUUGUUGUUGCUAAUGAAACUUUUAACACCCCCUUGGAACCUCCUAGUCUUUGGUCAUUCUUCACUGCCAAACUAGUAACAGGAAGCCAUAUACUGCUAAGCAACACAAUGAGGACACAACGCUGUCUAAGUGCUUGCAACUAGUUUUACAAAACUCAAAGGAAAGGACAUGAUACUCUGUAGCCCAAACAGGAAGCAGGACUACAGAGGACAUCUGGAAGAGUAGCUUCUUACACCUCUGGACUCUUCUUAAAUCUACUCAAAGAACAAACUUUGGAAGAUACCACAAGACUGCUUUGCAUGACUUCUCUGACCUCGUUAUCUGUUGCUUCAUUUAUUUGCAUGGUUGAUUGCAUUCCAAAGCACUGCGUUUGCAGUACAUGGACUGCUUUGUCUGAGCUUCUGGCCAAGGACAAUUCCCUGCCAUGUCCCGAGGAUUGUGCACAGCGACCCCUGCAGGCCAAACCUGGAAGUGAGUCAUGUCUUCAGACAAAGCUAGACAAUCAAGAUGUAGAUAUUUAAGUCUCUGGCAAGAUGUGUUCAUGUUUUUCUGUAUUGUAUGGGGCCUUUGUUAGUCAGAUAACUUACCCGUGGUUAAAAAGCCAGUGUAAAACAGGUCAGAUGUACAGUAAACUCAUUUUGAACCAUGUUUGUGUAUUUUGGGUUGUUCAAAGAUUCGGGGAGCAGUGCAGCUUUGCUUCUCUGCUGUACAUGUGAAACACAGAAAGGGAAACAAACAUUUGCAUAUAUUUCUGUGUGAAUUGUAUGUUAUCCAUUUUGGGGGAAAAACGGAACAGAAAAUGUAGCUGAAAAUAACAAAAAAAAAACAGGAAAAAUCUAAACCAAAGGGUUCACCAUCAAAUCUCUUGAAGAAAGUGUUGCAGGUUUCCAGUUAUCAAGAAUUUAUAACCUGAAAUCUGAAUCUGAAUCUGACCAGGCCUGUUCUUAUAAAUGUAAGGAUAAAGGAAAUUAAAUCUACACUAGAAGGACUCUUUGGAGUUGUUUAGUCCUCUUGUAACAUUUCACUCAAGUUCCUGAGGAUGUGGUGUCUAUUUCAACAGUAUCUAAAUCCUAAAAAAGUAAAAUACUGCCCCAACGGGAAGAGUCACACCAUUCUCACCCCUGAACAAAGGGCUGUCCUUUGGUUUUGUACUUUUUUUAUGGAAACUGUUACUCAAAACCACAUUACAGUGAUCCCAGGCCACGUGCUCAACUUGUUAGCUUCAGUGCAGAGUGGAGAGCUACAGUAAUGGGGUGAGUUGAAUGUGUUUCUUAUAUAUACUGUACCAUCACAAUGUUGCAUAGCACCCAUAUAAUAUAAUCACAUCGAGUAAUAACUAUUAAACAUUACAGUCUUAA